ACCCUACGGUGUCGAUUAUUUUCAAAUAACUAGAGCGAGUAACUCGGUAUCUUUCUUCACUGUAAAUUAGUCCUUUAUGGCUUUAUCCAAUGCCUGUGAAUGCGAUUUCACGUUGAACUUGGCAGCCUGAAAAAAUGGUACUGGCAAUCCCACCAAAUCAUCGUCCUCCUCCUCAUCGUCAUCGUCAUCUCCCUGUUACAUUCAACACCAGUAAUGGAGACUCUCUGUCCCCCCGCCACCACAGCCGUCUUCUCCACUUGUUGAAUGAAUGUACGUCCAUGUCUCAGCUGAAACAAAUACACGCUCACACCCUCCGCACCACAUCCACCACAAACCCACACACCCUCUUCCUCCACAGUCGAAUCCUCCACUUCUCAUCCUUAACCGAUAUCCGCUACGCCUUUCGGGUUUUCACUCAGAUUGAGAAUCCCAACUCUUUCACGUGGAACACCCUCAUCAGGGGUUGCGCUCGAAGCUUCGAGCUCGAAAAUCAGGCUAUACUAGUCUACUGUCAAAUGUUAUCACAAGGUGUUGCUAUUCCGGAUGAGUAUACCUUCCCCUUUGUUCUCAGAGCUUGUGCUUUCCUGUUUGCCCUAUCGGAAGGAAAACAAGCGCAUGCUCAUGUUGUCAAGCUUGGGUUUGGUUCAGACGUUUAUAUCGGCAAUAGUCUGAUUCAUCUGUAUGCUUCUUGUGGGUGUUUGGAUUACGCACAGAAGGUGUUUGAGAAAAUGCGUGAGAGAAGCCUUGUGUCGUGGAAUGUUAUGAUUGAUUCUUUGGUUGGGGCUGGCGAGUUUGAGAGUUCGGUUAAAGUGUUUGGUCAGAUGCAGAGGCUGUUUGAGCCUGAUGGGUAUACAAUGCAGAGUGUUAUAAAUGCUUGUGCUGGUUUGGGGGCUUUGGAUUUGGGAAUGUGGGCUCAUGCUUAUGUGUUGAGGAAGUGUGGUAAUCCUGUAGCCAGCAAUGUUUUGGUGAACUCUUCGUUGGUUGAUAUGUAUUGCAAAUGUGGGUCCUUGGAUAUGGCUCUCCAAGUGUUCGAGGGAAUGCCGAAACGUGAUGUGAUUACAUGGAAUUAUAUGAUUCUGGGAUUUGCCAUGCACGGAAAAGCUGAGGCAGCCUUAAAGUGGUUUGAUCGUAUGGUUAAUAUGGAGAGUUGUAAGCCGAAUUCCAUCACAUUCGUUGGUGUUUUGAGUGCAUGCAAUCACAGAGGCAUGGUUAGCGAAGGCCGUAAGUUCUUUGAUAUGAUGGUAAAAGAGUACGAGAUUGAACCACGAUUAGAGCACUAUGGGUGCCUAGUUGAUCUUCUUGCACGUGCUGGUUUCAUUGACGAAGCUUUGAAUUUGGUGACAACAAUGCCCGUGAAGCCUGAUGCCGUAAUAUGGAGGAGUCUUCUUGAUGCUUGCAGUAGGCAACAGCAUGCCAGUAUUGAGCUAAGUGAAGAAGUGGCCAGGCAGAUCCUUGAGUCUGGAGGAGAUGAUGUUUCUAGUGGUGUUUAUGUGCUAUUGUCAAGAGUCUAUGCUUCAGCUAGCCGCUGGAACGACGUCGGAUCAAUUCGGAGAUUGAUGACAGAGGAAGGUCUUGGAUGCGAUGAAGGAAAGACUCAAAUAGGGUACUCACCUGAGUAUUCACAGGCACCCAUGGUUGAUCAGAAGAGUGAUGGAAAACAGCGAGACACUAGGCAUUGCCUUUGUGCUCCACAUGUACUUUCCAGAAUCUUAAUGCAGUGACCGCCACAAAUUGACCAAAUGGAUCUCAAAGAUGUUUACUGUGGAGUUUACAAUGGUAAACAUGCUUGAUUCCAUCACUUUAAAGAUGGCAUCUGCUCCUGUAUGGAUUAUUGUCUUCCACCUUGAACCUGUGAACUCCAGUGAACAGAAUGCUUGAGAUCGCUUCGAGAGAUUUAGUGGACUGAGAGGCCUGCUUGGGGUGACUUAAUUGGUAAUGUAUGUAGGCAGAGGUUAUUGUUUUAGUAUUACGCUGUAUGAGCAGCUGCUUCUCAAUGUCUUCGAUAUGUUGGAUGAAUGAAAGCUAACUAAGCUUUUUGGAGUUGGGUUUAUGAAUCUAUGAGGAACUGUAGACCCUUUGCAAAACAACUGGAAGCUAUUAGCUGUGACUAUUUGGAUCCCAAUGCUGGUUCUUUAGCAUUGCUAUUUGGAUGAAUCUGGACUCAGUAUCACCUAUUGCCCAGGAAUGCUAUUGCAACAACACCAUUCUACUCCGAAAGUAGUCAGACUUUGAUUGCAUUGCACCUGAUGGCAGUGCAAACUGCGAAGUGAUGGUUGUUGGGUAAUGGCAGCGUGCUAGUGGUAUAGUACUAUCCAAGUGUGUGAGCACAGUGGAUAAAAAAUAGUAGUAGAUUCAAUAAAAACUGAUGCCGCUGAGACUUGAAAGAAACAACUUGUUGAAAAGUAUAAACAACACGAGUAAACAUUUUUUUUUUAGGGACUACUACUUGGUCACUUUAGCUUGGGAAACUAAUACAAUCUUUUCAUGUGAUUAGGGAUCUGGCAGGGCUUGAAGCCUCUUGGAGCAAAGGCGAAGGAAGAAUGCUGCAAAAGACCACAAUACAUCCAUACCGUAGGUCUGACAUCACUGGGUAGCAAAUUCAAUUGGUUGUACCGCGGCGUAGAACUGUAGAAGCAGCACAAUUUUUAUCUUGUACUUAACAUGGGGUUUUUCCUUGAGCUGUAAACUUUUUGGAAAGGAAAAGCAAAACACCAAAACAAAAGCUUAUUAGUGGUUAUAUGGUUGUGUGGAUUUGGAUGUC
Messenger RNA from Rosa rugosa (rugosa rose), 2761 nucleotides. RefSeq names its product pentatricopeptide repeat-containing protein At1g59720, chloroplastic/mitochondrial-like. NCBI's taxonomy places the organism in Eukaryota, Viridiplantae, Streptophyta, Magnoliopsida, Rosales, Rosaceae. Gene Ontology annotation, molecular function: protein binding; RNA binding. The record is from RefSeq and is a predicted model, not a curated record. Gene Ontology annotation, biological process: RNA modification. The coding region runs from base 135 to 1721 and encodes 528 amino acids. The transcript is spliced from 4 exons.